AUGGCUUUACUUUCUAACCAUCAUAGCGAUUAUCAAUCCUGUUCUUCGGAUAUGCUAAUGUCAUCUUAUCCGACAUCAACUGGUAGGACAUAUGAUUCACUAUAUCCCUCCCCAUACAAUUCACCAAAUUGCGAACAAGUUAAAACAAUCUAUGGGGAAAAUUAUGUCUACAAAGGUGAAUUAACCCCACGAAGAGAACUUGAAAAUCUUGAUUAUGCUAAAAAUUUGGAAGCUGAGUAUUCGAGGACACCGGAGGGAUACGAAAGAGGACCUUGUGGUGUUAUGACACCCGUUACACCACAACGAUACGAUAGUCAACAUCAAAUUGAUCAUGGAAUGUCACCUAGGACGACUUUGUAUGAAGACAAUUCAAUGGAAUAUCAUUCGACGUCUUAUUGUUAUGAGAAUAUUGUACAAAAAUCCAAAUAUCAAUCUGUAGAAAGUGACAAAACACUUUGUACGAACACCGAGUCGCGGAGAAAUUGCUGGGAUGGGAUAUCUUCGACAAAAAAUCAAUCAUCACCAACGACACAACCGAGAAGAGGAAGACGACGUUCUAGCGACGUACCACCAUCACCGAGUGUUUUAAAAAGACGCAGAUUGGCCGCAAAUGCGCGUGAAAGACGUCGCAUGAAUGGUUUGAAUGAUGCAUUUGACAAAUUACGCGAGGUUGUACCAAGUUUAGACAGUGAUCAUAAGCUAAGUAAAUUCGAGACACUUCAAAUGGCUCAAACUUAUAUCACCGCACUAUGUGAAUUACUUGAGAAACAUGAUGGAAAAAGAUAA
Messenger RNA from Polistes dominula (European paper wasp), 786 nucleotides. RefSeq lists its product as uncharacterized. The record is from RefSeq and is a predicted model, not a curated record. Gene Ontology annotation, biological process: sensory organ development; axon development; positive regulation of transcription by RNA polymerase II. Gene Ontology annotation, cellular component: nucleus. Gene Ontology annotation, molecular function: E-box binding; DNA-binding transcription factor activity, RNA polymerase II-specific; protein dimerization activity. NCBI's taxonomy places the organism in Eukaryota, Metazoa, Arthropoda, Insecta, Hymenoptera, Vespidae.